Molecule: messenger RNA, 1239 nt
Organism: Plasmodium cynomolgi strain B
Lineage: Eukaryota; Apicomplexa; Aconoidasida; Haemosporida; Plasmodiidae
Product: Rho-GTPase-activating protein 1
Exons: 4
Coding region: 1-1239 (412 amino acids)
Biological process (GO): small GTPase-mediated signal transduction
Cellular component (GO): cytoplasm
Molecular function (GO): GTPase activator activity
Source: RefSeq, a predicted model, not a curated record
AUGUUGGACUCGGAUGCCGAAGUACCGCAAGAAAUGCUGGUGGAAUACGAAAAACUGUUGAAAAAGUCAUACACGGAAAAUUUUGACGAAUUGUACAAGACCGACUUGCUGAAGGUAAUUGGGAAGGAUGGGUACGGCUCACACAUCGUUUUGUUGAUUCCGUGUUUUAUCGUUUCGUCCGGUGCAGACCCUGAGAAGACACUGAGAUACGCCAUCCUGACGUUGGACCCUAUCGUGAAGGAGAACUACGUGCUGAUUCUGUGCGAAACGCAUACAAGUUGGCUGACCGACGCGGUUUACGCGUACGCAAAGCAGUGUAAGGAGGGCAAGAAAAACGAGGAAAAAAAAAAAAAAAAAGUGACCAAUUGUGAUGGCGCAAAAAGGUACGAUACUCUUCCGAGGAAAUACAAAAAGAACCUAAAAAAACUGUACUUGGUGCACAGUGGGUUCAUGUCCAAAACGAUGCUAACCAUUGUGACUCCAUUCGUUUCAGCCAAAUUCUGGAAGAAAGUAGAAUACAUAGAAAAGUUAGAAGAUCUAUUUUUAAAAUUAAAUAUAAAUCCAACAUAUUAUUUGAGAUGUUUUCCAUACAUAGUUCAGAGAAAUGAAGAAGUACUAUUAGGAGGAAAUACAGUUUCUGUUUUUGGAGCAGACUUAGAAAUUUUAUGUCAACGAUUUGGAAAAACCUACAUGGAAUAUAAACACAUCCCAUCCAUCAUUGUGGAUUUCUUAACCCAUUUAUUGAAACCUGAAAUUGUUAAUACGAAAGAUCUGUUUUAUUUACAAACAGAUGCAAAUACAUUGUAUGGGAUAAUUGGAGACAUAGAAUAUGGAGAACCGACAACCGACUUUAACAACAUUCCUUCUCUAGUCUGUUCAUUCAAGCUUUUUUUAGAUACACAGAAGCAUGGGUUGUUGGGUAAAGAGGCAUUUACGAGAUUGUACCAUUUAAAAACCGUUUCAGCAUCGGAUAAGUCGAUUAGAAGUGUUUUAUUUAAACUGUAUGAUAAGCUUGAACCUGGUGUUAAGGAGUGUGUAGUCUGUCUUUUGGAAUUUUUUAAAACCGUCUCAAUGUAUUCAAGUGAGAAUAACAUGACGGUGGAAACUCUGGCUAAAAUUUUUGCUCCCACCUUCUUCAGACCCAGGGUUCCGAACGCCGUUUUUUCGCAGUGUAUUCCUUUGGCGAAUAAGUGUCUGCAAAUGAUAAUUGAGUCCCCCGACAUUUUGACGGUGAGUUGA